This is a messenger RNA of Asparagus officinalis (garden asparagus), 891 nucleotides long. Its product is annotated as probable auxin efflux carrier component 1d. Gene Ontology annotation, biological process: auxin export across the plasma membrane; auxin polar transport. Lineage: Eukaryota; Viridiplantae; Streptophyta; Magnoliopsida; Asparagales; Asparagaceae. Gene Ontology annotation, cellular component: endoplasmic reticulum; plasma membrane. Bases 134 to 676 code for a protein of 180 amino acids. The record is from RefSeq and is a predicted model, not a curated record. The transcript is spliced from 7 exons. Gene Ontology annotation, molecular function: auxin efflux transmembrane transporter activity.
CUCGCCGGUGUCUGAUGUGUUGAAUAAAGCUGACGCAAAAGAUGUUCGCGUCGCAGUCUCGCCGAGCAAGGUGAAAGAGAGCGAUGGACGUGCGGUGGAAGGAGACGAGCUCAGCUUCGGCAACAAGGAAGUGAUGGAUGCCGCGACGAAAGCAGGGGGGGCGACGGCGAUGCCUCCGACGAGCGUGAUGACGAGGCUGAUCCUGAUAAUGGUGUGGAGGAAGCUUAUCAGGAACCCAAAUACUUACUCUAGUCUCAUUGGUCUUAUUUGGUCUCUGGUGUCCUUCAGAUGGCAUGUUGAGAUGCCUGCCAUCCUGUCGAAAUCCAUCUCCAUACUGUCUGAUGCUGGCCUUGGCAUGGCUAUGUUCAGCCUUGGUCUGUUCAUGGCGUUGCAGCCUAGAAUCAUUGCAUGUGGGAACCGAGUCGCAUGCUUCUCCAUGGCCGUGAGGUUUCUUGUCGGCCCAGCUGUGAUGGCUGCUGCCUCCAUUGCUGUGGGUCUCCGUGGUGUUCUCUUGCACGUCGCAAUCGUACAGGCUGCACUGCCUCAAGGAAUCGUGCCGUUUGUGUUUGCAAAAGAGUACAAUGUGCAUCCUGAUAUCCUUAGCACAGGGGUUAUAUUUGGGAUGCUGAUCGCAUUGCCGAUAACGCUGGCCUACUACGUUGUCUUAGGGUUGUGAUCGCCUGAAGCAUGGCAAUGGAAGAAGUAUUUGACUGUAGAAGCUAGUGUUUUCAAUACAGAGCAUGGAAGAAGAGAAAAUGGACCGACUGACUUUGGAAAGAGAACUAGAUCAGAUUUUGAUGAUACAUGAUUAUCUUAGGAAAAUCAUUGUUAAUGAUCCUCAAACGUUUCAUUUAAUCUUAUAGAUCUUUUUCUCCUUUUUUUUUUCCCCUG